This is a messenger RNA of Talaromyces stipitatus ATCC 10500, 767 nucleotides long. RefSeq lists its product as uncharacterized. The record is from RefSeq and is a predicted model, not a curated record. The transcript is spliced from 4 exons. Lineage: Eukaryota; Fungi; Ascomycota; Eurotiomycetes; Eurotiales; Trichocomaceae. The coding region runs from base 1 to 657 and encodes 218 amino acids.
AUGCCAUCGUGCUUCUUGUUUGAACCACUGGACCGAACUCUUUACUCAGGAGCAUCGAUCGAUCCCAUCACUCCCGACUGGGGUAGCCUCCCCUACAACAUUGAAAAGUAUGCCGUCGAAAGUGAUCAGGAUGAAGAGAUGAGUGAUGAUGAUGAUGAAGAGGAUGACGCCAAAGCCAUUGAACAAGACAUGGAUGAAGACGACAAAUUGAUCUACUACCUCAAACUGGCUAAGUGGACUGAACGCGCUAUCCAUGAGAAGUUCGUAGCUGAAGGUCACACCAACUACAAUGUCAAACCAUUGGAACGCGCUUUGCUCGCAUGCGUCGUUUUGUCAUGGCGGAAAAUCACAAGCGUCUCAAGGAAGGCACUGCUGUUUGGCUCGAGGAUGAGUCGCCUUGCAACCGAGCAGAUCGAAAAGGGACGCUUGGACCUCGAACAGCGUAAAUGGAAACUGGUACCCGAGUGCAUCCAGAAACGCGAAUCCUUAGCCAUGUACCCUGCCGAGGCAUGUUGUGAACGUUCCGAGGCCAUGACUUCUGGCGGGGGUAGUCACGGCUCUCAAAACUCCCCUGACCCGAAAGUCGCCAGAUUGCGCCAUGAGCGUCUGCAGCAGGUUGAAUUGCUGGAGCGUUUCAAGCGUAACGAGAAUUUGUGAAUGAAAAUCACACCGGAGGGCCACCAUGGUUUGAUAGCGAGUAUAUCAAACCCGAUUUGCUUUUGACUCAUUUGAUGCAUGAAACGGAUAGUUAUUAAUUUUUCUUUAGA